CAGAGGAGGGAGUGCCCAGCUCGGCUGUGAGCUCCGGGGGAGAGGGCCAUCCUCAAGGCCAACGCUGUUUGCGGAGGAGGGAGAGGUGGAUGCCUGGCCAAGCCUGGGCCUAAAAUGGACUCCACAGCCAAGGACAAAACGCAGCCGGCACUUCCUCCCGGGCCCGAGUGGCCAGAGCAGGAGAGGGCGGAGCGGCUGGCCCGGGGUGCAGCACUGAAGUGGGCCUCAGGCAUCUUCUACCGGCCAGAGCAACUGGCCAGGCUGGGCCAGUACCGCAGCCGUGAGGUUCAGCGUACCUGCUCCCUGGAAGCACGCAUCAAGUCAGUGGUGCAGUCGUACCUGGAGGGUGUGAAGACUGGUGUGUGUCAGCUGGCGCAGGCCCUUGAGGCCCUUCAAGGAGUACGGGAGGCCCUGGGCCAGGCCCAUGGGUUGCUCCGGGGCACGGCCGAGACUGUACAGACUCUAGAGCCCUUGCGGGAGCAGUUCGCCCAGCACAAGCAACUGCAGGCUCUGUCUCAGCUGCUGCCCCGACUGCGAGCUGUGCCGGCUGCGGUGGCCCACACACAGACCCUGAUUGACGCCCAUCAGCUCUUGGAGGCAUAUGUGGGCCUUCGGGAGCUGGAGCAGCUGCAAGAGGAGACAUGGGCAUCUCUGGGGGGCCUGGAGUUGCCAGUCUUCGAGGGGCUGGGCCCUCUGGCUGAGGCGCUGGGCCAUGCUGUGGAGAUGGCUGUAGGUGCCGCAGGGCAGCUGGCACGGGAGGACCCAGCCCUGUUGGUGGCUGCUGUGCGUGUGGCGGAGGUGGAGGCCAGCCGCACAACCUCCCUUGAGCAGGCCCCCCGGGACUGGCGGCAGCGCUGUCUGCGGGCACUAGAGAAGGGCCUAGAGCGGGUCCACUUUGGAACACCUCUGCUGCCUGGACCAGGGGCCCUAGCAGGGUGGCUGGAGGCUCUGCGGGUGGCUCUACCAGCUGAAUUGGUCACCGCUGAGGCACUAAUAGCACCCUGCUGCCCGCCACACUACAAGGUGGUCCAGCUGUGGGCCCAUACCCUGCAUGGUGGCCUGCGUCGCUGCCUGCAGCAAUUCCUGGAAGGGCCUGAGCUGGGAGCUGCUGACGCCUUCACCUUGCUGCACUGGGCCCUGCAUGUGUACCUGGGGCCAGAAAUGAUGGGGAGUCUGGAACUGGGGCCUGAGGCUGAUGUGUCUCAGCUAGAACCCCUCCUGACCCUGGAGAAUAUCGAGCAGCUAGAGGCAACAUUUGUGACCCACGUCCGGGCGAGUGUGGCACAGUGGCUGCAGAGGGCACUGGAUGGGGAAGUAGCUGAGUGGGGGCAGGAGCAGGAGCCUGACACAGACCCAUCUGGCUUCUACUACUCGCCGAUGCCAGCCAUCGUGCUGCAGAUCCUGGAAGAGAACAUUCAAGUGACCAGCCUGGUCAGUGAGUCACUACAGCGGCGGGCGCAUGGCAUGGCACUGUCAGAACUGGGAACAUUCUUGAGGAGCUUCAAUGAUGCUCUGAUCCGAUUCUCCCGAGAUCACCUCAGAGGGGAAGCAAUGGCCCCUCAUUACGUGUCCUACCUACUGGCUGCCCUCAACCACCAGUCAGCACUCAGCUCCUCCAUGUCCGUCUUGCAGCCCGAUGGGGUGGCUUCUGGGGUCUUGACUCCGGUGCAGGCAGCGCUGGACGAGUUGCAGAGGAGGAUCUGCCGACUGGUAUUGGAAGCGCUGCUGGUGGAGCUCCAGCCCCUGUUCGCGGCUCUACCCUCGCGCCGUUGGCUGUCGAGCCCAGAGGUGCUGGACGAUGUGUGCAAGCGGACAGAGAGCUUCUGCCAGAACUUCUAUCGUGUUCGGAAUCCCGCGUUCCAGGUGCUCCUGGCCGAGACAGAGCGUACUGUGGUGCUGCAGUACCUAUGUGCGCUGAUGCAAGGCCGCCUGGUGUGCCGUGAUGCGGACGAGCGGAACCUGGCAGCCGAACGCCUACAGCAAGAUGCUGCUCAGCUUCGGGAUCUUUUCCUAUGUUUGGGCCUGGAAGAGAGAGUUCAGUGCUCUCCGGUGCUGCUCACCCUGAGAAAGCUGCUGAACCUCAGAGACCCCACAAUGCUUAGCCUUGAGGUGGCAAGCCUUCGGCAACAAUUUCCCGAUGUAAGCCACGAUCACGUCUCCGCCCUCUUGGACCUGCGUGGGGACGUUUCCCAAGAGCAACGCCUAGCCGCACUCAGCUCCCUGCAGGACGGCCCGCAGCCCUCGCCCCCCGCGGGUCACCGCGCACUUUUCAGCCUUGUGCCAGCACCUACGCCCGCUCCAUCCUCCUGCAUCUUCUCGGGGAUCUGUGUCUGACCCCCAGCUACCCGCAGAAUAAAGCUAUGCCCGCUGUA
This is a messenger RNA of Pteronotus mesoamericanus, 2372 nucleotides long. RefSeq names its product exocyst complex component 3 like 1 (gene EXOC3L1). NCBI's taxonomy places the organism in Eukaryota, Metazoa, Chordata, Mammalia, Chiroptera, Mormoopidae. Gene Ontology annotation, cellular component: exocyst. Gene Ontology annotation, biological process: exocyst localization; exocytosis. The transcript is spliced from 14 exons. The record is from RefSeq and is a predicted model, not a curated record. The coding region runs from base 115 to 2334 and encodes 739 amino acids. Gene Ontology annotation, molecular function: SNARE binding.